AUGGGGAAGAUCAUCUUCUAUGAAGACAAUGACUAUGGUGGCCGUCACUUUGAAUGCAAUGGUGACUGCACAGACAUGCUCGGCCUUCUCAGCCGGUGUAACUCCAUCAAGGUGACAUGUGGAUGCUUCAUGAUCUAUGAGAAGCCCAACUACACUGGCCAACAGUACUACCUGUGUCGAGGAGAGUAUCCUGACUACAAUCGUUGGAUGGGCACAAAUGACAACAUCAACUCAUGCCACAUCAUCUCCUCGGUGCCUGGAUCCUACAACAUGCGUCUCUUUGAGAGACUAGAGUAUGGUGGGCAGAUAAUGGAUCUGGUGGAUGACUGUCCCAGCGUCAUGGAUCGUUUCAACAUCAAUGACAUUUUCUCUUGCAAUGUGAAAGGAGGAAACUGGCUGUUCUACGAGCACCCAAACUACAGGGGGAGGAUGUACCUUAUAAAGCCUGGGUAUUACAGGAGAUUCAGCGAAUGGGGCGGCAGGAGUGCCAGAGUGGGUUCUAUUCGACGAAUCAUGGACUACUAA
This is a messenger RNA of Oncorhynchus kisutch (coho salmon), 525 nucleotides long. Its product is annotated as gamma-crystallin M2-like. The transcript is spliced from 3 exons. Gene Ontology annotation, molecular function: structural constituent of eye lens. The record is from RefSeq and is a predicted model, not a curated record. Lineage: Eukaryota; Metazoa; Chordata; Actinopteri; Salmoniformes; Salmonidae. Gene Ontology annotation, biological process: visual perception; lens development in camera-type eye. The coding region runs from base 1 to 525 and encodes 174 amino acids.